AUUCCUUUGGAAAGUAGUCUUGAAUGUCUAACUUAGAACGAACGUAUUGCUGUAAACAAAUUUUAAGAUAUUACAAAACAAACACUAUUUUUAUUUUUGCACCGCCUUUUGUAAACCACAAGAUUAGGAUGGAGCUUGACGGAAACCAAACAAAGUGUCCCUACAAUAUGUGGGGAAUCUGUCGCUUUGGCGAGUCAUGCCGUUUCAACCACGAUUCGAACGAUAAUACAGUGCCGGAACAGGAGCAGGAGCAGGUGGAGGAGCUGGUGGAGGAGCAGGUGGAGGAGCAGGUGGAGGAGCAGGUGGAGGUGCAGGUGGAGGAGCAGGUGGAGGAGCAGGUGGAGGAGCAGGUGGAGGAGCAGAUGCAGGAGCAGGAGCAACGGCAGGAGCAGCAGGAGAUGGCCAGUACGAGCACCUAUAGUCGUCAGAGGAUGUGGGCAAAUGCGCCCGUUUUUGUGCCCAGCGAAAAGCGAAAGAGUGCCGAAUCUGGAACGCUUAACGAGCUCUGCCCCAAUGUGAGCCAGUGUUUUUGGGGCGUGGAGUGUCCCUUUUGCGUCCGCCUGGAGCUGUGCCAGAUGUGCGACCUGUACUGUCUGCAUCCGCGGGAUCAGGAUCAGCGCAGGGAGCACAAUCGCGAGUGCACCCGACUGCAUGAACAGGCCAUGGAGCUAUCGUUUGCCAUUGCCCGUUCCAGGGACAAGAUGUGCGGCAUUUGCCUGGACAAGGUGGUCGAGAAGAAGGGCAGUGAGAGGCGGUUCGGCAUCCUGUCCCAGUGCAAGCACAUAUUCUGCCUGGCGUGCAUCCGCACGUGGCGGCAGGCCGAACAGUUCGAGCCUAAGGUAACGCGAGCUUGCCCCGAAUGUCGCGUUUGCUCGGACUUCGUCUGCCCCAGUGCCUUUUGGGUGGACACCAAGGAGGAGAAGGACAAGCUGCUCUGCGCCUAUCGCACCGCCCUAAGGGCCAAGGAUUGCAAGUACUUCAGGAGGGGCCUGGGCAGAUGCCCCUUUGGCAACAAGUGCUUCUACAAACAUGCCCUGCCCAGCGGCCAGAUCGUUGAUGUGGGCUUGCCUUGGCGAAAUCAAAAGCAACCGACCCGGAACCAAAUACCCAACAAUACUCGUCACAGGCUCGAAAUAUUAUUACCAUCUAAUUCACGCGAUUCCUCCGAUUUAGCGGAUGAAUUAUAAGGCUCGGCUCGUCUCAUCUCGGAUGCCCAAGAACACACAA
This is a messenger RNA of Drosophila elegans, 1227 nucleotides long. RefSeq names its product probable E3 ubiquitin-protein ligase makorin-1. Lineage: Eukaryota; Metazoa; Arthropoda; Insecta; Diptera; Drosophilidae. The record is from RefSeq and is a predicted model, not a curated record. Bases 24 to 1187 code for a protein of 387 amino acids. The transcript has a single exon. Gene Ontology annotation, biological process: protein polyubiquitination. Gene Ontology annotation, molecular function: metal ion binding; ubiquitin protein ligase activity.